This is a messenger RNA of Xenopus laevis (African clawed frog), 2594 nucleotides long. It is a transcript of the gene atcay.L, whose product is annotated as ataxia, cerebellar, Cayman type L homeolog. Bases 529 to 1611 code for a protein of 360 amino acids. Lineage: Eukaryota; Metazoa; Chordata; Amphibia; Anura; Pipidae. Gene Ontology annotation, cellular component: cytoplasm. The transcript is spliced from 12 exons. Gene Ontology annotation, biological process: apoptotic process. The record is from RefSeq and is a predicted model, not a curated record.
GCCACCCCUCCUCCUUCUUGCCUCCUGGUCUCCUCCAUUGCACAUACACAAUAGCUUGAGCUAAACCUAUACCAGCUGUUCUGUAUCUGGGCAAACAGCUUGGGAAAUAGCAAUCUCAAGAACACUGUUAUCAUAAGGAAGCAUCAACUACCCAAAUCUGAGGGGUGAUGGAAUACAAAUUGUCCUGUGUGAUAUGAGACACUGGCUGGAACGUGCAUUGUCUUGAAUGUGCGAAAAUCAGUGACAUCUACAUUUUUUGGAUUUUCAAAUACUCUGCAGGGAAGAUAAACACACUGGUCCAACAAGAAAUAAAUGGAUGGCAGUUCUAUUAUUCAAUGCCACUGCUACAGGAUUUUAAGUGAAGCAUAAUGGUACAUUGUGGCCCUAUGUGGGACAGUGUAUAGAUGUGGAACAGGAAUAAUUACACUGAUAACUAAAUCUGAGAGUGCAGUGCACAUCAUACUAUUGUAGUGCAGAGUUUCUAUAGAAGAGCACCUGUUUGAUACUUACUGACCAAGCCAUAUACAGAUGGGGACCACCGAAGCCACACUACGCAUGGAAAAUGUGGAUGUAGAAGUGAAAGAGGAAUGGCAAGAUGAAGACUUCCCCAGGCCCCUUCCUGAAGAUACAGGAAUGGAUAGUCUUAGCAGUCCCCUUGAAGAUGACUUUACUUCCUCUCCUCCUAACACAUUAAAUAUCAGCUCAUCCCAUAGCAAAAGGAAGACCCUGGUAGCCCCAGAAAUCAACAUAUCUCUUGACCAGAGUGAGGGUUCUGUGCUAUCUGAUGACUUCCUGGAUACUCCUGAUGAUCUGGACAUUAAUGUAGAUGAUAUUGAGACGCCAGAUGAAACAGAUUCUUUGGAAUUUGUGGCCAAUGGAAAUGAGCUUGAAUGGGAAGAUGAUACACCGGUUGCAAGUGCAAAGAACAUGCCUGGUAAUAGCGCUGAUCUUUUUGGUGAUGGGGCUGGUGAAGAAGGUGGCACCACUAAUGGACGCAUGUGGCGAACUGUGAUAAUUGGGGAGCAAGAACAUCGAAUUGACCUGCAAAUGAUAAAACCAUAUAUGAAAGUAGUGACACAUGGAGGUUAUUAUGGUGAAGGUCUCAAUGCUAUUAUAGUGUUUGCAGCCUGUUGUCUACCAGAUAGCAACUGUCCUGAUUACCAUUACAUCAUGGAAAAUCUCUUUCUUUAUGUCAUAAGCAGUUUGGAGCUGCUGGUAGCUGAGGAUUAUAUGAUUGUCUACCUAAAUGGGGCAACACCACGAAGACGGAUGCCUGGGAUAGGAUGGCUAAAGAGAUGCUAUCAGAUGAUCGACAGGAGAUUAAGGAAAAACCUCAAAUCUUUGAUUAUCGUCCAUCCUUCUUGGUUUAUCCGAACAGUGCUGGCUAUCUCCAGACCUUUUAUUAGUGUGAAAUUUAUAAAUAAGGUCCAAUAUAUUCACAGUUUAGAGGACCUAGAACAAACCAUUCCCAUGGAGAACAUACAUAUCCCUGAUUGUGUUUUGGAAUAUGAUGAAGAAAGAAUGAAAGCCAAAAGAGAGACGUCAGAGGAGAAGCAAGAGACUGCUGUACCAGACAGCAUGCAGCCAACUGAAACCGUGUCUUGUAAGUAAAUCCAUGAACUGAAUGGAGUUCCAUCAAUAAUACCUUCCUUGACAUCUUUUGCUGGAUGAAAACAUAUGGCUUCCAGAGGACAAAUUGCUUUUAUAAACAUUGGUCAGCUCUAGGCGUUAUAUUGUCCAAAAAAGACUUGAGCAUCAAAAACAUUUGUUUCUCAUAAGACUGUAUCUUGUUCUUUGUCCUUUAAUCCAGAUCUAAACAGUAGAGACAUGAGAUCAUGUGUAAAGGAACACUCUUUGUAUAGGUUCUCCUUCUAUCUCCAUUUCGAAGCAAGUUGUGGAGACACCACUUUUUUCACACGUCCUAAAAUUGCAUAAAAGCAUUUCUGUUUUAUUGUAUUAAAGCAAAAAACAGUGCUACAUGAGUAUCCUUGGAUGGGACCUAGUUACAAAAUGUUAACUUCCGAUUUCCUGGAGAUACUGUAUAUUUGAAUUAAAGACUGUUCAAAAUGUUCUAUUUACUGUAAUGCAGCUUUGUGUUCAUCAAUCUACAUAUUGCACCCUACAAACUCUCAUUGCUUUCUAAAUUUGUGUGGUUAAUUUCUUGAUUUACAUUUAAAAAACAGGUUUCGAUGUUGUUAGCAGUACAUGUUUAUUAUAGAAAAAUAAAGUACAGUUAAGUGAUAUGGAAGGAUAUGGACAUUUUACACAAGUUUUACAAAUGGCUCAGUUAUGAUGAGUGCCAUAGCAAGGGGAAAAAAAGCUUUGACUAGUUUCUGAAAUAUUAUUUUUGAAAAUGUGUAGUGCAGUGAAAUGCAAAGUGUGACAAAGAUUCAGCUAUGCAGAGCCUAUCGAUUAAACCCUACUAUCUAUAUAUAUAUAUGGGCUGUGGUGAGAUAAUAUUUUCUUUUGAUGUUAAUCAAGGUUUAGGAUAAAAGUUUUUAUUUAAAUGAAUUGAACAUUUUCUGCAAUUCAUGUUGUAAUAUAUGCUGUGUCAAUAUUUUUCCCAGACAUUGGAAAUAAAACAAUGAAAGUUC